UGGUGGAGGUCAUUGUGAGUCUAACAGUCUGUCACCAUAACCUCUGAGUGAAGUCAGAGACCGUUGAAGACAAGAAGAAGCCAUGGCUCUCCUACUGGAGCACCAGUUCAGGCCACUGCCAGCUGACAGACAAGUGGAAACCAGACCGUUUUUAGAAACGGUGUCAUACCUUCCCCCGUUCUUUGACUGCCUUGGUCCGACUAUCUUUGCACCCAUCAAAGCUGACAUAUUAGGGAAUAUUACAAAAAUCAAGGCAGUCUAUGACACCAAUCCAGGACGCUUCAGGACCCUUCAGCAAAUUUUGGAAGUGGAGAAGGAAAUGCAUGGAUCACAGUGGCCCAAAGUUGGAGCCACAUUGGCACUCAUGUGGCUGAAAAGGGGUCUGCGCUUCAUCCAAGUGUUCCUUCAAAGCCUGCUCGAUGGUGAAAAAGAUGAAAACAACCCAAACCUCAUUCGAGCCAAUGUGACGAAAGCAUAUGAACUGACGCUGAAGCGAUACCAUAGUUGGUGGGUUCAACAGCUUUUCAGGGCAGCUCUAUUUGCCGCUCCAUACAAGUCAGACUUCCUGAAGGCACUCUCCAAAGGCCGGGAUGUCAAGGAAGAAGAAUGUCUGGAGAAAGUAAAAAAAUUCCUCAUCAACUUCUCUGCCACCGUUGAUGUUAUUUAUGAGCUGUAUAACAAAAUGAACGCUGAUCUUGACUACAGAGUGUGACUGCAGGACAGGCCUUUCCCCUCCAGUGGCACUCUGCACGGUCUGAAGGAGGUUCUGUCACUACAAAUGUAUUGUCUGUGCACUUGUGUGUCUUUGGUCAUCUGCUGACCCUCACUUUUUUUGCAAACACCUGACAAUGAGGGUGGGCUCUCAAAGCAGCUAUACCAGUGGAGGGGGUAUAUGUAGGGGGUAAGGAACCUAUGGCUCGGGAGCCAGAUGUGGCUCUUUUGAUGACUGCAUCUAACUCUCAGACACUUAACACGAAAAAAAUAUAUUAUUUUUUAAUUUAGUUUUUGCUUACAUUUUAAAGUAAAACCCUCUGCGACCUUAGUGAGGAUAAGCGGCAUAGAAAAAGGAUGGAUGGAUGGAUUUUAAAGUAAAGCAUUACAGAAAUCGCAGUGUUAAAAAUAACGUUCAAAAUAUAAAACUUUCUUAUGCGUUUUAAUCCAUUCAUCCAUUUUGUAGACAGUGCGGGUGGCCAGAGCCAAUGCCAGCUGUCCUUCCGAUAUUUUCCGGGUCAGACACCAAAACUUGAUAAUUAUUGGAUAAUGUGGUAGCCUACCCGAGUCACUGAGAGGUCAAGUAGUAAACUUCCCUCCUUUAAUGAAAUAGUUAGCUAGCUAAUUCUGCAGAAUUGCAUGAAGAAGAUGUGAAAAAGAAAGAAAGACAGAGUACGGUGCAAAACCAUGCAGCACCAAAAGUCCCAUUCAUGAUAAAAAAUGUUUUAUUCAUUAUUGGUUUACUUCAGUAUAACAACGUUAUUAAAAAGAAUCCAUUUAGAGACUUAUUAUAUUCUAAAAUUGUUGGUCUUACGUACAAACGCCCACAUUUAGUUGUAUUCAUUGUUAAAAACACAUUAUACGGCUCUCACGGAUAUACAUUUUUAAUUAUGUAGCGUUCAUGGUUCUCUGAGCCAAAAAGGUUCCCGACCCCUGUCUUAACACAUGCUCUGUAUCAGGGGUGUCCAAACUUUUUCCAGCAAGUGCUGCAUGCAGAAAAAUUAAAGAAUACAGGGGGCCAUUUUGAUACAUUUUGUACAUUAAAGAUGCUAAAAUAGGUCAUGCUAAGCUAUCUGACCAAACCAUCCACAUCCUAGUUUAGCUUAGGUGGCAAACCAAAUUAGUCCAAUAUCUAAUAUCCGAUACCUCAUUAAUAAUGAAUUUAUUUUAUUUUUACAAUAUGACGUGGGCCAAUAAAAAACAAGUUGUUGGUUGAAAAUGGACCCUGGGCUGCACUUUGGACACCCCAUGGAUUCUCAUAUACUCAAAUGUACUGUAUGUCUUAUUACAUUAAAGUAUAUUCUUAAAACCUCAUACUCAAAUUCCCUGUGCAGAGCA
This is a messenger RNA of Dunckerocampus dactyliophorus (ringed pipefish), 2049 nucleotides long. It is a transcript of the gene gltpa, whose product is annotated as glycolipid transfer protein a. Lineage: Eukaryota; Metazoa; Chordata; Actinopteri; Syngnathiformes; Syngnathidae. Gene Ontology annotation, biological process: ceramide transport; intermembrane lipid transfer. The transcript has 5 exons. Gene Ontology annotation, cellular component: membrane; cytoplasm; cytosol. The record is from RefSeq and is a predicted model, not a curated record. Bases 83 to 712 code for a protein of 209 amino acids. Gene Ontology annotation, molecular function: ceramide 1-phosphate transfer activity; ceramide 1-phosphate binding.